AUGGCGGCGCGGGACAACGAGAAUGUGACCGCGCGUGUAGCUGCUGAGAGCGUGGAGUCCGUUGGUUGGCGAUGUGCGGAUGGGCGCACAGGCGGGUGGGCAGCGGCUAUGCUACAAAAGGGACAUGCUGGAGACAUCCUCUGCAACUGA
Molecule: messenger RNA, 150 nt
Organism: Aspergillus nidulans FGSC A4
Lineage: Eukaryota; Fungi; Ascomycota; Eurotiomycetes; Eurotiales; Aspergillaceae
Exons: 2
Coding region: 1-150 (49 amino acids)
Source: RefSeq, a predicted model, not a curated record